AUGUACUCUCUUCCGUCUCCUGCUCUGCUGCAGCGGACGCGUGCGUAUGGGACGAGGUUCUUCCAUCGGUUCGGAAUCCACUGUGCAACACAUCAAAUACGGCUUAUCCUUGUGUCGUCUAUCGUCAUUACCUCCCUGCUCUUCCCUGCUAUCGCUGUCUACACCUCGCCGGAGACCCAUUUCUUUGCUGGCUUCACCCUACGCGUGCUCGACUCCUUUCUUACAACCGACGACAUCUCCAGCUACUUCGCGCAACACGAUCUCCGUAACCUAUGGGAAGGUCACAACACACUGAGACUGCACGACGACUCCGUCGCACGCGCGCAGUGCGGCAUGCAGAGUAUCUUGCGCUCUGAACGACUCUUGCUUGGCAGUGUAUCGCCGGAGUAUGGUCUGGAUGCUUUGGACCGCGACACACUGCUAUCUGCUCUAGCCCUCGAACAGAGGAUCUCGAAGAUACUAUCUCAGCGUCACAUACCUUGCUUGAAAUCGUCCAGCGGCUCCUGCUUCUUCCUGAGCCCUCUAGCCUACUGGGAUCAUGACGAGGCUGAGCUGUCCGAGGAUACUAGCAUCCUGGACACAAUCAAUCUAUCGCACAACGUGACUAUCUCUGGCAUCCCUAUCAGCCCGGAAAUGGUCUUCGCUGGUCGAGAGCAUGAUCCCAGCACGUCCAGCAUGGAUAGCGCCAUGUUCCUAGCGCUCACGUACUUUUUCCCGGAUCGCGACUGUCUUGGAAACAACGGACAUAUCCAAUGGCUGCGGGUUCUCAGAGAGGCAGGUGGGCCGAUGGGAGACCUUGUCGUUCAAGCUCAGCCGCCCAGACUCGUUGCGCUAGAGUACGACAGAAGUCUUACGACGAAGAGCCGCUUCAGCAUCCUUUCGGCAUUCUGCUACGCUGCAUAUUUGGUGUUCGUGGUGUACUGCGUAAGGUCUAUGAGAAACAUGAAGACCGUACACUCUCGCUUCGGUCUGGCAGUCACCGGCCUCGUGGAACUCAUUGUCAGUACCAUAACGAGUCUGAGUGUCUGCGCUCUGGUAGGGUUCAGGAUGACUAUGGUACCUUGGGAGCUAUUUCCAAUCAUUGUGAUGUUUAUUGGAGUGGAGAACAUGUUCCACAUCGUCGACGCGGUGCUAAGGACGCCCGUGACGAUUCCCGUCAAAGAGCGCACGGCUCAGGGUCUGAGCCAGGCGGGUACAUCCAACACCCUCAAAGUUGUGUCCUACAACGCGGUGCUUGGAGUCAUCGCCUUCUUCUCCAGUGGUGCGAUCCGCCAAUUUUGCGCUUUCUCUAUCGUUGUUUUAGUGGCGCAUUGGUUCCUCGUGCAUACCUUCUUCGUCACGGUGUUAUCAAUUGAUAUCCAACGACUCGAAUUGGACGAGCUCCUCCGUCAGGAUAUAAAUAUAUCGCCUUCAGAUAAGGGAAAGCCCUCAAUAUCACCUACCUUACCUUCACCCAAGACCUGGAAGCAGGCGUGGCUCGCCGCACAGAACACAAUACGUGGCCGUCCCGGCAAGAAUAUCAGUUUCUUCCUGCUUUUGGCAAUUGCGGCGACACUGUACUUUGCGACUACACCGUCGUUCAUGCAGACCAAGAGCGCUGCUGCUCUUGCACGACAUCCCGUGCGCCAGGUCCCGAAGAUGACAGCCACCGACAAGAUAUCCCCUGCAUACCGCAUCUGGCAAACCUUGAACCCGAUCGACGACACCAUGGUACACGUCCGCAUAGAGUCGCCUGCAAUUCUUGUCCUUGCGCCUGAAGAGGACAAACAGCCUGACGUCCGCUCUCCCGGCGAUGGCGAGAAGGUGUCCCGUGCUCGCGUGAGCAGGCUGUCGCGCUUGUGGACGCGCACCGUUCGGGAUGUCUGGUGGCUCUUCAAGAUUAUGAUCGUGCCAAUCACAGCGACGACGGUCCUGCUCUACGCUCUUCUCCUAUAUCUAUUGAAGAACGCCGAGCUUCUGGAGGCGUCACGUCAGCGACCGGAGAUAGAUAUCUCGAGCUCCGAAGAGGCGUCUGUGGAGGGAGAGAUCUCGUUCGCUACGCUACCACGGGCCUUCCCUACCGACGUGGAUACGAUUGCAGCGAGCAAGAACGGCAAGGUGGUCGUGAUGCUCGGGCUGCAGAACGAAGUCGUCGUGUGGAGGAGCAUGUCGCGCACGAACAUUACGGUUGACACCUCUCCUAUCUCUCUCGGGCGCACAAGCUGGCCUUCGCAAAGCACUACCCUCACGGCGGUCACGGUCAACGAGGCAGGCACGCUCUGCGCCGUAGGCUCUGCAUCUGGUGCCAUUGGCGUAUGGUCGAUAGAGCGGGACCAUGCCAAGUACAUCACACAACUCACGCUCGACCCCACGACAACCGCUGCUGUCGCACACCUCCACUUCGCCUACUUCCAGUCUCGCCCGCCAUCGCCUGCUCGCCCGCUCACACCCACACCACCUACCCCGGAGACUACUCUCUACCAACCUGUCGUCUGCCUGUACAGCGCCUACGAGAACGGCACGGUCGUCAAAUGGGACGUAGCAACUACUCCUCGCGCUCGCUACGUUGCGCCUACGCGCUCUGCUACUGUCAACAAAUGUACGUUGGUGCCUGUCCACGGCGACGAGCGCCUCCUUGUCGGCUUCGCCUUCGACGACGGGACUUUCGAGCUGUGCGACCUCGACCGGAACGACCAGCUCGUGGCUCGUGAGUGCUGGAUCGCCGCUGGCAAUCCCCAGGACUUGGUCAACAAAGUCGAUGCUUGCGUCGUUGAGCUCGACGGCCAGCGUCACGUCAUCAUCGCCGCUGCCACUCAAGCGGGCGUGGUGUCGCUCUGGGAUGCUGGUUCACGGGAAUGCCUGUUCAUCAUGGAGGAGCCCUUCGGAGACAUCAAUCAGCUGCGGGUCACUUCUGUUACCCCGACGAACUGCUCAACUUGCGGAGAACUGCCUUGCGAGAACUUCCUCAUUACGUUCUCCGUAGGUCAAGUCGUCCUCUUCUACCGAGCCUACCUCUAUCUGCCAACAAGGAGAUGUUCGUGUCCCCGCAACCAGCCACAGCCUGCGCUGCGCACGAACAUGCUUGGACAUCGUUCGCGGAGCGGCAGUGCUACGUCGGUCGCAUCGACUACCGGGACGACAACGCCUGUGGGUUCACGUUCGCGGGUACCUUCCGUGUCGUCCUCCAGCUCUGCCCUCAGUGCCCCCAUGUUCCCUGUAUCUGCGCAUGGUGUUCAUUCUCGUAGGGCAUCGGAGAAGGAAGGUUCGCGUCGUACGCAUGACACGUUCUUCGUCCACUCCGACUGCGACGAGUCCGAUGCACACCCUCUGGGCCCCGUUGACGUUACGCCCGCAGCCGGCUUCCUCUCAUCCCACCCUCCGACAUCCGUAUGGCAGAGCCUAAUUGUAAUCCGCGUCGCAGAGACCAUGUUCGAGAGAGGAAGCUGGGACGUCGCUGGAGACAAGGUCGUCGGCAUCCGCCGCAAGCCGCGGUCCAGCUUGCUCAUGCGACGCACGGACGCGAAGGUGAAACUCAAGGAAGAACCCCUGCACGGUCUGAGCAACUCUACGCUUGAGCGAUGGGAGCUCUGGACUUACGACCCCGAAGAGUCGCGCUUACAUGCGGCGCCGCUGAAUGCGCUGCGUCGCGGACCUGAGGAGCGGGUCAUGGAUAGGCGGCGCUCGAGCCAGGACGUUUCAUCAUCCCCGAAGCGCAUAUUUGUCCCUCGACUGCACUUCACUCGUGUCACACCGAUGGUCGCGACUUCAUCGAGUUGCAUCGCUGGGUUUGGGAACACUGUCGGUCUCUUUAACAUCAACUCGCGACCGAAGGGUGGGAGGCGGAGGCGGUCCUCCGGCGAGGACGUCCAGAGUAGCCCACCCUGA
Rhodofomes roseus is the source of this 3864-nucleotide messenger RNA. RefSeq names its product sterol regulatory element binding protein cleavage-activating protein. Gene Ontology annotation, biological process: SREBP signaling pathway. Gene Ontology annotation, molecular function: sterol binding; protein binding. The transcript is spliced from 7 exons. NCBI's taxonomy places the organism in Eukaryota, Fungi, Basidiomycota, Agaricomycetes, Polyporales, Fomitopsidaceae. Gene Ontology annotation, cellular component: endoplasmic reticulum membrane; Golgi membrane. Bases 1 to 3864 code for a protein of 1287 amino acids. The record is from RefSeq and is a predicted model, not a curated record.